Messenger RNA from Sorex araneus (European shrew), 412 nucleotides. It is a transcript of the gene LST1, whose product is annotated as leukocyte specific transcript 1. Gene Ontology annotation, biological process: immune response; cell morphogenesis; dendrite development. NCBI's taxonomy places the organism in Eukaryota, Metazoa, Chordata, Mammalia, Eulipotyphla, Soricidae. Bases 30 to 359 code for a protein of 109 amino acids. The transcript is spliced from 4 exons. The record is from RefSeq and is a predicted model, not a curated record. Gene Ontology annotation, cellular component: membrane.
UAAAUCGCUGCCUGUUGUGUAAGGUGGGAAUGUCUGAGGUGGCCAUGUUCUCCACCCAGCAGCACUGGGCAGUCCGCAGCCGCUUCCCCUGCAGGCCACUGGGACUGGAAGUGAGCUGUUCCCUGUCGUUUGUGGGCGUGGGGCUGGGAGGGUUCGCGGUCCUGGCUGUGCUGGUUCUGUCCGCCUGUCUGUGCCGGCUCCAUCGGAGAGUGAGGAAGCUGGAGAGGAACUGGGCCCAGCACCCCGAGCAGGAGCUCCACUAUGCCUCCCUCCAAGGGCUGGCCACCGCUGAGAGGGAACCCUGCAAGGAGGACCCGAGCACCGACUACGCCAGCGUCAUCAACCACGGAUCCUCCUGACACCCUCCCACGCCUCCCUCUGUCCAGGCUGCGGGUCGGGGCUGCGGGCUGGU